AAAGGGAGGAUACACUGGAAAUAUUCAAACACAGCCUGAGCGUCCCCUCUCUAAGCGCGGUUCCCAGUGCGCACACCUGUCUUCACGUGACCGGCUAAUCAUCCAAUAGGUCGGGCCCAAUUAGCGCUGUGGGUUACGUCUUGACUGGAGGGCUGACGUGCACAUUUAAACCACAGCAGGCUCACCUUGUCUUCUAUACACGAUGGAGGGGUUUAUGUUUUCUCCAUACAACUUUAAUGGCUAUCCGGGCUGCGGUCCCAUGAUGGCUCCUAUCCUCCACGGCAACCCGAAGUUCAAGCCUCACACCUGGGGCAAGGGGAGCAUCUACGUGCCUCCCGAAGCGCUGGACUACCUUGACGUGUGUAAACGGGCCCAGCUGAAGGCCAUCCUGUCUCAGGUGAACCCCAACCUUACCCCUCGUCUCCGGAAGGCAAACACCAAGGAGUUCGGGGUUCAGGUCAACGCCCAGGUCGACGCGAUGGUCCAGUGCUCCCUCGGACCCAAGACGCUGUUCUACCGGGAGAGGAAAUUUUCGGUAUUUUCGAAGUCGCCUGUAAAGUGCCAGCAGAGUCCCUCGGCGGCUUCUUCUCUGGACCCGAAAGCGUUGCCGAGCACUCCGGUAAACAACGUGCGCUUCUCGCGACCCCUCGCUAUUUAUUCUCCGGUGUUUGAUCGCCGGUUCUUCGCGCUGCCGGUGAAAGCGCAGGAUGACAGCGUGUGUCGUGAGGGAGGAGAAGGUGGCGGUAACGGGGCUAGUGAUGAGGAUGGCGAGGCCGACGUUACCGAGCAGAAAACGGAGGACCAGGUUAGACUGGAGAUCCCGCGUGAGGUUGUCAGGAAACCCCUACACCAGACGCCCAAAGGGUUCAACUUUCAGUUUCUGGAGCAGAAGUACGGAUUUUUCCACUGCAGCCAGUGUAACGUCCGUUGGGAGAGUGCCUACGUGUGGUGCAUCUCUGGAACUAGUAAGGUGUACUUCAAGCAGCUCUGUCGUAAGUGCCAGAAUGGAUUUAACCCCUACAGAGUGGAGUCUAUCCAGUGCAAGGUGUGUUCCCAGACCCGGUGCUGCUGUGAGCAGAAGGAGAGGCACAUUGACAUGAAGAGACCUCAUAGACAGGACCUGUGUGGCCGCUGCCGGGGAAAGAGGAUUUCCUGUGACACUACCUAUAGCUACAAAUACAUUGUCUGAAAUUAAACAAUCCCUGCUACAGGCCUAACUACAGAACUAGGAUCAGAUUGAGGCCCAUCGUCAUCCAUAACCUUUUGAUUGACAUAUCUGAAUUUAGAUCAGUGGUUAGUGGAAGAUGGAUGUAAAACCAGUUUUCUAAUCCUGCACUUGAAGGGGUGCAUGUUUUUUUUGCCUAUGCUUUAACACCUGACUCAAUGAAUAUAGUUGAGUUGAUGAAUUUAAUUGGAUGUUAGCGCUAUGGCAAACGAUACAUGUGCACCCCCUUUGCUGUAAGCACAGAUCUAGGACCUGAUUAGGGAACUGCCAAUCCUAAACUUACUGCCCUUGGUGGGAUGCACAACCUGACCUUAUACCAGUAUCUAGGGCCACAGUAUCCUACUCUGAGCCUUCCCACAUGGCAGGCUAAACAACACUAUGCCACAGAGGUAGAAGUUGACCGUAACCACAUAUCUAGGAUCAGGUCAACCUUCCUCCAAUCCUAUCCACGGUUGUUAGGGAGGUGCAGUGGUCGACUUGUUUCUUACCUGCCAAGUUCGUGUCCAUGUCUUAAAUAGCCUGCCUCAUAACUUUUAUACUCUUUCCACCGUGAUCAACUGAGUGACUCAACUUUUUUUGUAAAUAUGAAAUAAAUUUAUUGCAGCAUUAAAACUUAUUUGUUUUCAUGGC
Oncorhynchus gorbuscha (pink salmon) is the source of this 1855-nucleotide messenger RNA. It is a transcript of the gene zar1l, whose product is annotated as zygote arrest 1-like. Gene Ontology annotation, biological process: translation. The transcript is spliced from 4 exons. The coding region runs from base 203 to 1189 and encodes 328 amino acids. Gene Ontology annotation, cellular component: cytoplasm. Gene Ontology annotation, molecular function: mRNA base-pairing post-transcriptional repressor activity. NCBI's taxonomy places the organism in Eukaryota, Metazoa, Chordata, Actinopteri, Salmoniformes, Salmonidae. The record is from RefSeq and is a predicted model, not a curated record.